Messenger RNA from Nomascus leucogenys (northern white-cheeked gibbon), 3313 nucleotides. It is a transcript of the gene LRRC4B, whose product is annotated as leucine rich repeat containing 4B. The record is from RefSeq and is a predicted model, not a curated record. Gene Ontology annotation, cellular component: plasma membrane. Gene Ontology annotation, molecular function: protein binding. Lineage: Eukaryota; Metazoa; Chordata; Mammalia; Primates; Hylobatidae.
UCCGCUCCCGUCUCCGCCGCUCUCGGCUGCUCUCGGUCGCUGCCGCACCGUCCGAGGCGGGGGCCGGGGCCGGGGCCGGGGCCUGGGGGGGGUGGGGUGGGGGGAGAGCGGCGCCGGCGGGCCCGAGGAGGGAGGAAGGAAGGAAGGAAGGCUGGAAAGAAGGAAGCCAGGAGAGAAAGAAGGAAAGAAAGGAAGGCAAGAAGGAAGGCGGGCGGCGGGCGAGGGCGCCGGGCCGGACGGCAGGCGGGCGCGAGGCGAGGAGGCAGAGCGGCCCCCCCAGCCCCACCGCCGCCGCUGCGGAAGCCCCCUCCCCACCCAGGAGCCGGGGAGGGGGGAGAGCGCGAGAGGCUCCAGGCCCGGCCGCAGCCCCGCCCCCCGCGCCUCCCCGCAGCGGGCCUUGCACCCCAAAUUCCUGAGCCUCACUGGGGGGGUCCUCCCCCCACGGGCCGGGCAUGCUGCCCCCCGGAAGGAACCCCUCUCCUCGCUCCCCCCAGUGUCCACGCGGAGCAUGAACAUUGAGGAUGGCGCGUGCCCGCGGCUCCCCGUGCCCCCCGCUGCCGCCCGGUAGGAUGUCCUGGCCCCACGGGGCAUUGCUCUUCCUCUGGCUCUUCUCCCCACCCCUGGGGGCUGGUGGAGGUGGAGUGGCCGUGACAUCUGCCGCCGGAGGGGGCUCCCCGCCGGCCACCUCCUGCCCCGUGGCCUGCUCCUGCAGCAACCAGGCCAGCCGGGUGAUCUGCACACGGAGAGACCUGGCCGAGGUCCCAGCCAGCAUCCCGGUCAACACGCGGUACCUGAACCUGCAAGAGAACGGCAUCCAGGUGAUCCGGACGGACACGUUCAAGCACCUGCGGCACCUGGAGAUUCUGCAGCUGAGCAAGAACCUGGUGCGCAAGAUCGAGGUGGGCGCCUUCAACGGGCUGCCCAGCCUCAACACGCUGGAGCUUUUUGACAACCGGCUGACCACGGUGCCCACGCAGGCCUUCGAGUACCUGUCCAAGCUGCGAGAGCUCUGGCUGCGCAACAACCCCAUCGAGAGCAUCCCCUCCUACGCCUUCAACCGCGUGCCCUCGCUGCGGCGCCUGGACCUGGGCGAGCUCAAGCGGCUGGAGUACAUCUCCGAAGCGGCCUUCGAGGGGCUGGUCAACCUGCGCUACCUCAACCUGGGCAUGUGCAACCUCAAGGACAUCCCCAACCUGACUGCCCUGGUGCGCCUGGAGGAGCUGGAGCUGUCGGGCAACCGGCUGGACCUGAUCCGCCCUGGCUCCUUCCAGGGUCUCACCAGCCUGCGUAAGCUGUGGCUUAUGCACGCCCAGGUAGCCACCAUCGAGCGCAACGCCUUCGACGACCUCAAGUCGCUGGAGGAGCUCAACCUGUCCCACAACAACCUGAUGUCGCUGCCCCACGAUCUCUUCACGCCCCUGCACCGCCUCGAGCGCGUGCACCUCAACCACAACCCCUGGCAUUGCAACUGCGACGUGCUCUGGCUGAGCUGGUGGCUCAAGGAGACGGUGCCCAGCAACACGACGUGCUGCGCCCGCUGUCAUGCGCCCGCCGGCCUCAAGGGGCGCUACAUUGGGGAGCUGGACCAGUCGCAUUUCACCUGCUACGCGCCCGUCAUCGUGGAGCCGCCCACGGACCUCAACGUCACCGAGGGCAUGGCCGCCGAGCUCAAAUGCCGCACGGGCACCUCCAUGACCUCCGUCAACUGGCUGACGCCCAACGGCACCCUCAUGACCCACGGCUCCUACCGCGUGCGCAUCUCCGUCCUGCAUGACGGCACGCUUAACUUCACCAACGUCACCGUGCAGGACACGGGCCAGUACACGUGCAUGGUGACGAACUCAGCCGGCAACACCACCGCCUCGGCCACACUCAACGUCUCGGCCGUGGACCCCGUGGCGGCCGGGGGCACCGGCGGCGGCGGGGGCGGCCCUGGGGGCAGUGGUGGUGUUGGAGGGGGCAGUGGCGGCUACACCUACUUCACCACGGUGACCGUGGAGACCCUGGAGACGCAGCCCGGAGAGGAGGCUCUGCAGCCGCGGGGGACGGAGAAGGAACCGCCAGGGCCCACGACUGACGGUGUCUGGGGCGGGGGCCGGCCCGGGGACGCGGCCGGCCCUGCCUCGUCUUCUACCACGGCACCCGCCCCACGCUCCUCGCGGCCCACGGAGAAGGCGUUCACAGUGCCCAUCACGGAUGUGACGGAGAACGCCCUCAAGGACCUGGACGACGUCAUGAAGACCACCAAAAUCAUCAUCGGCUGCUUCGUGGCCAUCACAUUCAUGGCCGCGGUGAUGCUCGUGGCCUUCUACAAGCUGCGCAAGCAGCACCAGCUCCACAAGCACCACGGGCCCACGCGCACCGUGGAGAUCAUCAACGUGGAGGACGAGCUGCCCGCCGCCUCGGCCGUGUCCGUGGCCGCCGCGGCCGCCGUGGCCAGUGGGGGUGGUGUGGGCGGGGACAGCCACCUGGCGCUGCCCGCCCUGGAGCGAGACCACCUCAACCACCACCACUACGUGGCUGCCGCCUUCAAGGCGCACUACAGCAGCAACCCCAGCGGCGGGGGCUGCGGGGGCAAAGGCCCUCCUGGCCUCAACUCCAUCCACGAACCUCUGCUCUUCAAGAGCGGCUCCAAGGAGAACGUGCAAGAGACGCAGAUCUGAGGCGGCGGGGCCGGGCGGGCAAGGGGCGUGGAGCCCCCCACCCCGGGCGCAGCCUGACUGGGACCCCUCCCUCCCACAGCCCAGCCCACCUUCUGGGACCACGCAGGGAAUUGGGGAGAGGCGGCUUCCAGCCCCAUCUGGGGCUCGGACCCCCAGUGAGGACAGGGUGGGGCUCCAGGAGCGGAGUCUCUGGGGUCCUCGCCUCACCCCCGCCAAUCCCCGGUGACGGGAGGGGACGUGGGACCCAGGAGAAGUGGCCUGAGUUCUCCGCGUUUCCUCCUCGCUCUCCCACCAAGCGUUCCCGGCCCGCCGCCUUCCAGGGGAGAGAGGAGCUUUUUCCAGGGGUGUCCUUUCCCCUCGGCCCCAAACACCCUCCUUUUACGGUUCAGUUUUUGCAGUUUGACGCCCGUCCCUCCCUCCCACUCCUCCGCCCUCAAAACUGAAGAGAUGGACACGUCGCCAGAGCUCCCCUCCCAGCGCCCGGCUCUGCUCCCGGCCGGCGGUCCCUGUCGUCGGCAGGGGGUGGCAGCCUCCACCCGCCCCAGCCCCACCUGCCCCACAGACACUUUUGAUACUGAAGGGAGGUUUGCGUCAACGACUACCUGCUCUGUAAUUACUUUAAAAAAAAACAUGGAAAAAGUAAAAAAAUA